AUGCCACCCGUGAACAUGUCCCGUCCCUCUUCUAUGAGUUUUUUGCUACUGGGCAUCCCAGGACUAGAGCACCUUCAUGUCUGGAUUGGGAUUCCCUUCUGUUCCAUGUAUGUGGUGGCUGUGGUAGGAAAUGUGACCAUUCUGGCUGUAGUGAGGGCAGAGCGCAGCCUCCAUGAACCCAUGUUUCUUUUUCUGUGCAUGUUGUCUAUUACGGACCUGGUCCUCUCGACAUCGACCUUACCCCGUAUGCUUUGUCUCUUCUGGUUCGGAGCCCGUGAUAUUGCCUUUGAUGCUUGCCUGACCCAGAUGUUCUUUAUCCACAGCUUUACUGCUAUGGAAUCGGGCUUCUUCCUGGCCAUGGCCAUUGACCGUUAUGUGGCCAUCUGUGAUCCGUUGCACCAUACUACCAUUCUCACCCAUUCUCGCAUCAUUGUAAUAGGUAUAAUUGUGGUGAUUCGUGGUGUAGCUUUCUUUACCCCACACCCUAUUUUGCUCAAGCAACUACCCUACUGUAGAUCACGAAUCAUUGCCCACACCUACUGUGAGUUCAUGGCUGUGGCAAAGCUAGCAUGUAUGGACACAGGAUCAACCAAUCGUUAUAGCCUCAGUGUGGCUUCCAUAAUUGGGUCAUGUGAUGCCAUUCUCAUUGCUGUAUCCUAUGCCUUCAUCCUUCGCUCUGUAUUCCGCUUGCCAUCCAGAGAAGCCAGCUUUAAGGCUUUGGGCACAUGUGGCUCUCAUGUCUGUGUCAUUCUAGUUUUCUAUUCCACAGCUGGUUUCUCCAUCUUCACUCACCGGUUUGGGAAAAAUGUGCCUGCACACAUUCAUAUUUUUAUUGCAAAUAUGUACCUUUUGGUGCCCCCUUUCCUUAACCCCAUUGUGUAUGGAGUACGGACCAAGAAAAUACGGGAAAAUGUUUUUAGGGCUCUACAGUUUAAAGUAGCCUGA
Messenger RNA from Echinops telfairi (small Madagascar hedgehog), 945 nucleotides. Its product is annotated as olfactory receptor 52K2-like. Lineage: Eukaryota; Metazoa; Chordata; Mammalia; Afrosoricida; Tenrecidae. Gene Ontology annotation, biological process: G protein-coupled receptor signaling pathway. Gene Ontology annotation, molecular function: olfactory receptor activity; G protein-coupled receptor activity. The record is from RefSeq and is a predicted model, not a curated record. The transcript has a single exon. Bases 1 to 945 code for a protein of 314 amino acids. Gene Ontology annotation, cellular component: membrane.